AUAUUUUAAUGAAUUGCUUAGAAAUAAACACUUUAAAAGAUUGGUUUGAACAUGUAGUUAAUAACUAGAAACCUGUAGUUGUUAGUUUUUUUGCAGAAUGGUAGGAUUGUUUAACAAAUAUAAUUUAGGUGUGCUCCAUGCCGUAAACUCAACCCAUAAUUAAUUUCGGAGGUUGAAAAGAAUUCUGAAAAAUGGCAACUUGUCUUAGUCAAUGUGAAUAAUGAUGAACUUUAUGACGUGGUGCAAUAAUUUGCGGUAUAAGUUAUAUUUGAUUAUAAUUAGAAAGCUUAAGUCCCCUCAGUUUGUUUAUUUAACAUGGGAACUCAAACUGAAUUAAUGACAGGAUAUAGCGAACGCAAGAUUAAGUCUUUUUUAGAAAAGAUUAGAUGCUGAUUUUUUACUAUUAUUUUAAAUGUCAUAUAUUAAUAUUUAACAAACG
Paramecium sonneborni is the source of this 439-nucleotide messenger RNA. NCBI's taxonomy places the organism in Eukaryota, Ciliophora, Oligohymenophorea, Peniculida, Parameciidae. The record is from the annotation of a GenBank genome assembly.